UUUCUUUAGAGAGAUGGCGGAUUAGGGGGGUUGAGACUGGUUUCAUAUGUCGACAGAAUAACGCACACGGGAGCAGGGAAAGAGAGAGAGAGGAAGACAGAAGGAGAGGAGAGAAGAGAAGGAGGGGGUUAAGUUCACAAAUUCAAGGAGUUGCAGUUUGAUGGCGUUGUCGGAAGUUUCAAAGAAUGGGGAAAAUAACUAGCCCGCGGGGGAUCAUAAAGGCGAAAUUGAUGACAAAGCCACCAAUAUACAUCCAAGGAUUCAAUUAAUGUUGGAAUGACGAGUAUAAAGAACUUUGAUGACGCGGUUUGAAUGUAGUUGAAGAAGAAGCUGAGGUUGCAUUAUUUUGGAUUCGCGUUUCCAGUGGAAAUCGGGACGGAGGAAAAAAAAUGUGGCAGACAGAUACAGAAGGAACGAUGUGAGCUGAGACGAGCGGUGACUUUUAUAAUAUUUCAAUCACUUUUGGUUUUGCGCAUUGUCUUUUUUUUUUUUUUUUUACGUUUCUUUUUCAAGAGCGGGUCGAACGGAGGAAAACUUUUGUUGAUUCCAGAAUGGGCAUGGACUUUUAUCGAAAUGUCAGCGGUAGUUUUGCCGUUAGUUUUCUGGUAACCUAUUUGAAUACAAUCUUGAAAGAAGAUACUCUGUAGCCGACCUCUUCUCACAAGAAUGUCUGAUUUUAAGAGAGAUGCAGCGAGCCGUUAUUGGACGCAACAAUGAGGCCUUACUGUAUUUCUAUUGCAACAAUUGCCAUAAUCGGUAUCCUUGUGGAUUGCAACCUAAAUUCAUUUUCAUUGUAUUUUGCCGUGAAAUAAAUCAAUAACAUGUUGACAUCAUUUAGAGUUAAGACAAAUAAAAUCAAUAUCUAUUUGAUGACUUUGUUCCGUUGUUGGUAAAGAUUUUGAUCGCGUUUCCACUCGUACUGUACAGCUCACUCAGGAGGACUGCAUUUUGGUGGAUGAAAGAUUGGAGACCCAUUCUACUGGGGGUCUGGCACGGGACAACGACUCGAAUCAACGCACCAGUCCCGGGGACAGGCUGCUCGCUCGAGCGCCCGGUGGUCGCCCUACAUGACACUCUGCACUCAGAAGAUCCGGAUUUUUAAGGAUUUAACUCAAUAACCCUGGAAUCUAAUCUGAUUUACUUUUUUUUGUGAGAUAACCCGCAUCGUAUCCUGUGUAGGCUAUGCUAUGCCUGUGUAAACUGUGACCAGGGCAGGUAUGCAGUUGAACCGGCCGAAGAGCACUUUAGUGACGAGCUUCAGCCCGCCGAUGGUCCCGGAGACAGCAGCCAGUAGGAGUACCAGCACGGUUUCCUUCUCCAGACAGUUCAAAACAAUGCGCUUCUCCUACCACAUUAGCAGCGGCAUGCCAAGUCCACAACCACCGCUGCGCCGGAUACGCCCGUCCUCUUCCAGUCCUCGGCUGAUGACUAAGAGCCUGUCUCUGGAUCCUGGUGCUCACGGUGCCUGCCUCGGGGCCCAUGCCGAUGACUCAGACACCCAGACCCCUCGCCUCAGCUCAGACCCCGGAUCCCUAACCUCCGGGUCCCUUGGUCUGCACCCAUCCAUGCCCCUGCUGUACCCAGCUGGACACGGCUGUAACGGAGGAGACAACGGGAGUGGAACUCCUCAGGAAGUGCCCUCCACCGCCCUCAAGAGACGCCCUCCUUUACCUGGGCCUAAACCACAAGUGCCCCCAAAGCCUCCUCACCUGCAGCAGAGUGCUGGUGCUCCUAGGCCCUGCCCCCGCGUCCCGGACAAGCCCCUCCCACCUCCCCCACCCUGCAGACCUCUGCCUGCAGACCCCAGAGGGGGAGGACCCUGCCGGCCGCCGACACUCCCCCGCGCCGAGGGACGCUCCUCCCCCACCGCCUGUGUGCUCUCCCUCAUUGAGAAGUUUGAGAGGGAGCAGAUCAUUGUGGUGCCUGAUAUCAUGGGAGGGGGCCUCUGCAACCCCAGGGUCCCUGAGACAGGACCAGGUGGGGGCCCCUUCUCUCCCCCGCCUGUCUCAGAGCUCACUCUCGGCUGUCUCCACGUGGCCUGCCCUCCUGGUUCCUCUCGAGAGCUGGAUGACCUACCUCAGGGGCUGGCUGUGUUGUCUGGCGUGGUGCUGGGAGAGAAAGCAGGAGAGACAGACAACAUGGAGGAGGAUAAUGAUAAAGAACAGGAACUAGGAGCGUUGUGCUCUGCCUCUGACAAGCGCCUGUCCAUGGAGUCCGGUUAUAGCGCCUCAGAGAAACUCACAGACGCCGUGGAGAUAAGGGGGCAGGCGGAGCCAGAAAGCCAAUCAGGGAUCCCCUCUGACAACUUGUCCCUCCUCCAGCCGCAAGCGGACGGCAAACUGGCCAAUCGGGACUCUGGCAUCGACAGCAUCAGCUCUCCGUCCCACAGCGAGGAGCUGUGUUUCGCCGGCGACGAGGACCGGGUCAUCUUCCCCUGUAGUCCCGCCCUCACGCUGCCACGCCUCUCUAGCUCCUCCUCCUGCAGCUAUGCGGAGGGCCCGGGGGGAGAGGGGGCGUCGGCUGAGGGUGGGGGGGAUUCGGAGGGGGACAGUGACUUGGAGGAGGGAAGCGGGGAUGAGACCAUUGAGCUCAUCAACCCCAUGAUGGAUCUCCAACCUCUGGCACUGGCCCUCCCUAAAACAGACAGACAGGACUCUACAGAGCUGUCGGUGCAGCAGCGUGUGUUCAACAUUGCCAAUGAGCUCCUCCACACAGAGAAGGCCUACGUGUCUCGGCUGUACCUCCUGGACCAGGUGUUCUGCUCCUCCCUCCUAGAGGAGGCGCGCUCCCGCUCCUCCUUCCCUCUAGACGUGGUCAUGGGUAUCUUCUCCAACAUCUGCUCUAUAUACUGUUUCCACCAGCAGUUCCUGCUCCCCGCCCUGGAGAAACGCAUGGCAGAGUGGGAUGUGAACCCGCGCAUCGGGGACAUCCUGCAGAAGCUAGCCCCCUUCCUGAAGAUGUACGGAGAGUACGUGAAGAACUUUGACCGGGCCAUGGAGCUGGUCAACACCUGGAUGGAGAGGUCGUCCCAGUUCAAAGCCAUCGUCCACCACAUCCAGAGAGAGGAGCGCUGCGGUAACCUGACCCUACAGCACCACAUGUUGGAGCCAGUUCAGAGGAUCCCUCGCUACGAGCUGCUGCUGAAAGACUACCUGCACCGUCUCCCUGGCGACCAUGAUGACUUUAAGGAUGCACAGAAAUCUCUGGAGUUGAUCGCCACAGCGGCAGAGCACUCCAACACUGCUAUCAGAAAGAUGGAGCGUAUGCGUAAACUGCUGAAGGUGUAUGAGUUGCUGGGAGGAGAGGAGGACAUCGUUAACCCUACCAACGAACUCAUCAAGGAGGGACACAUCCUCAAACUGUCGGCUAAGAACGGCACCUCACAGGACAGAUACCUCAUCCUGUUCAAUGAUAGGUUAUUGUACUGCGUCCCUAAACUGAGGUUGAUUGGUCAGAAGUUUGGGGUGAGGGCCAGGAUUGAUGUGGAUGGGAUGGAGCUGAAGGAGAGCAGCAGCGUUAACGUUCCCAGAACCUUCCUGGUGUCUGGGAAACAGCGCUCACUAGAGCUCCAGGCCAGGACUGAAGAAGAGAAGAGAGAUUGGAUCCAAGCUAUCCAGGCCACUAUCCAAAGACAUGAACAGACGCUCGCCACAUUCCACCAUCUCAACUGUUCUCUCCGAGAUGAGGACUACACUCCUCCCAACUCACCUAACUGUAAUGAGCUGGGGAAGCGUGCCCCCACUCCGAUCCGUGAGAAGGAGGUGACUCUGUGUAUGAAGUGCCAGGAGCCGUUCAACUCCAUCACCAAGAGACGUCACCACUGCAAAGCCUGUGGACACGUGGUGUGUGGAAAGUGUUCAGAGUUCAGGGCCCGUCUGCUCUACGACAACAACAGGGCUAACAGGGUGUGCAUCGCCUGCUACACCACCCUAGUGGGGGUUCCCCCCUCCCCCGCCAGUCUGACAAGCAGCACAUACAGAAGACGGUCAAUAUUAGAGAAACAGGCAUCGGUGGCAGCAGAGAACAGUGUGAUGUGUAGCUUCCUCCACCACAUGGAGAAGGGAGCAGGCAGAGGCUGGCAGAAAGCCUGGUUUGUCAUCCCAGAGAAUGAACCACUGGUGCUGUACAUAUACGGUGCUCCUCAGGAUGUGAAAGCCCAGCGCUCUGUCCCUCUGAUUGGCUUCGAGGUCUCCCUUCCUGAGUCAUGUGACCGCAUGGAACGCCGCUUCUCCUUCAAAAUCAGCCAAUCACACCUUACGCUCUACUUCAGCGCCGACGGGGAGGAGCUACAGCGCCGCUGGACAGAGGUCCUAUCACGUGCAGGGAGAGGGGAGGAGCUACAGGCUCACGGUUCAAUCAUAGAGACCCUAGAGGAGGAAGGGGAGGAGACUGCAACCUCGGGAGAAAAUACGUGAUUGGUUAGAAGGCAUAAAAUCAGUAUUAGAUCAUCUGCUGUAUACACAUAAAAACUACAAACUACAAACUACAAACUAUACAGAUCAUGAGCAGCACAUAUGCACAGUCUAAAACUUAGAAACACACACACACACACACACACACACACACACACACACACACACACACACACACACACACACACACACACACACACACACACACACACACACACACACACACACACACACACAGACAUACACACACACACACACACACACACACACACACACACACACACACACACACACACACACACACACACACACACACACACACACACACACACACACACACACACACAGAUUUACAGACACACAGACACACACCUCUCUGUAUUUAAUGUCAGUGAUCAGUCAGUUGCAUGAUAAUCUGCGGGUCCGUUUCUUUCAGUCAGUGUAUUGCUCAUCGUCUCAUUAGUGAACCAGUGUUUGCAAUAACGAAACAAUGCCAGUCGAAGGAAAGUGUUGCUCCUUCUCCUCCCUUCAGAAGAAAUACAUUACAUGAAGAUUAGUGUGUCAUAGUGAUUUUACAUCCUUUCAUUCUGAGCACAGAACAGACAUCCUCCUCUGUACCAUUUCCCAAUCCAUGUUGAUGAUGUCAUGUUUAGAACAUUGAGUGGUUACUAUGCUGUCUGAGUGUUCUAGGGUUCUGAGUGUUCUAGGGUUCUAUGGUUCCGAGUGUUCUAUGGUUCUGAACGUGUGUAACUCUCCACAGAAGGAAGUAGAAAGCUGAUUAUACCCUACAGCUGUGUUUCUGUGUCUGUUUCUCGAUGUGAAAUGGCUGUUGUUUGGAUGGUGAUGGUGAUUGUAAAUCCUAUCCUAUCUGUUACUUUCUUCCUAAUGCAAUGAGAUGAUUCCUGAAGGGCUGGACAGUGUUGGAAUAUAAUGAUGGACUGAGGGCUAACUGACCCCUGGACGGAGGGACGGACAGAGACUGUCCCUGAAUCCCUGGCCCUUUGGCUGAAGAGAAGAGGAAACGAUAUGGCUGUCUGCUACAACUGCUCGCUCCCGAGUCUGCUCUUGGGGAUGUUAAGCUACAGAUGGAGGAUCAUAAUAUGAGACAGUUUGCUACAGCUGGAAUCCUGCAGCAACAGGAAAUGUGAAUUAAUACGUGGAUUAUAAUAAAUUAACCUUUUUUUUUUUUAAGUAAGGGUUGAUAAUGAAAAUUGUUACGCCAAAUCAAGUCUGAAAUUUUAAAGUGUACAAACAAACAAACAAACAAACCUUAGAAGCGUUUUUUAAACCUUGAAUAUACUACAAGUUUGCACAAAAGAGUGAUCAAAUGAAGGUCCAUCAUCUGUAUAGCCUUACACUCUUACAGUCACCAAAUGGUAUCCUUCCUCCUCAAGCACUCUCUCUCGUCAUCAUCUGUAUAGCCUUUCCCGUCUACUCUGGGAGGAUGUGUUACACUCUUACAGUCUCCAAGUGGUAUCCUUCCUCCUCAAGCACUCUCUCUCGUCAUCAUCUGUAUAGCCUUUCCCGUCUACUCUGGGAGGAUGUGUUACACUCUUACAGUCUCCAAGUGGUAUCCUUCCUCCUCAAGCACUCUCUCUCGUCGGGUUCGGCUGUAUAGAAUUUAGAAUAUAGAAUUCCCCAAUUUGAAACUGUCCCUUAUUAUGGAAAAUAGUUUGCUUAGUUCUUAGUACCGGGGAGCAAGUUGUUUUGUACGUAGAGCGUGGAAAGAAGAUGCUGUUCCAUUACCACAGGUAACGAGCUAUUAAAAGAAGAUUUAAAAAAAUAUAUAUAUAUAUAUUAUUUUUAGAGGUUUGACUCCAAUUGAAAAAGUUACGUUUCUGGCCCCUUUCUCACUUUUGACAAUUAGACACAGUGUUUUCUAACCGUUUAAAUCCCUCGAUGCCCAUGUUAUCUCUAGAGCCAAGGGCCCACUGAUGAAUAGAGGAUUGAACCCAUCUAUAACUGAAUGCAUUCUUUAUUAAAAAGCAUGUAUUUAGUUCCUGACUUGCAGAAUCUUUCUGACUCCCUAAAACUAAACGCUUACAUUUUUUUUUUUAAGACAUCGGUCCCAAUGUCUUGACAAGUGUUACAACACACCCCUCUGCCACCUAGUGGAGACAGACAGUAUUACACUGUGUUACAACACACCCCUCUGCCACCUAGUGGAGACAGACAGUAUUACACUAAGAGCGGCUGCAAAAAGCAGGGAAUUAGUUGUUUGCCUGUUUGUAUCUGGAAGAGACAGCGUGAGGAGGUAUAGAAAGACUGAUGAAAUACACCACUGUCCAUAAAAUAAUUUCUCUUUCUAAAACAUGGUAAUAUAGCUGGAGCUUCUCGUGUCAGAGAUGUAUUUAUAAUAUUGUACUAAUGAAGCCCUUAGUAGAGACAUUGACAACGUCUUCCCAAUUUCCACCGAUCUGUUUAGACUACGGUACAUUGGGAUGUGGUUGUGCUGUUGGGUGAGAAAGCAUGUUGUGUUGACAGAUUUACAAUAGAGAGAGAGAGAGAGACAGAGAGAGUGAGAGUGAGAGAGAGAGACAGAGAGAGAGAGACAGAGAGAGAGAGAGUGUGUGCGAGAGAGAGAGAGAGAGAGAGAGAGAGAGAGAGAGAGAGAGAGAGAGAGAGAGAGAGAGAGAGAGAGAGAGAGAGAGAGAGAGAGAGAGAGAGAGGCGGGGAAGGGGGGAGACUUAAGAGAUUUCAGAAAUGGCUUCUGUUUGUAUCAUUCUAACCAGUGGUAUCUGACUUAAUGAGAGUGUUUUACUAGUUAAUACAGAGAAUGAUACAGUAUAUAUGAAACAGCAAAAAUAGAGUUUAAUAUUUUAGAUGUUUUAAUGAAUCUGGGUUGUUUAUGUAUGGUUUUUUUUUUACAUGCAUUUGCAUUGUAAAUAUAAUUUAUUCUCCUCUCGGCCCAGUUUUGUGGGUGAGGUGUAAGUCUACAUGUGUCAUUGCUGUCAUAUUGGUGCCGUCUAGAUUGGACUUCACAUUAUCGUGGUUGAACUACUUUUGGAAAUCCCAGAACUUCUACAAUAACUACUAACUACAGUAUCAGUCUGAAGAUGAUGAUGUUAAUGAACAUAACGGAAAAGGGAAUAGAUACUAGCCUGGUACCAGGUCUAUUUGUGCUGUUUUUGCCAACUCAUCCAUUAAAAACAUCCAUUGGAGUUGGCCAGACAGCACCAACAGAUCUGGGACCAGGCUAAACUGAAACGUUGUCUUUGUUUUUACCCCUAAACUAGUAACUCAACGUGGUGAUUGGUCGAAUCGAUGAAUUCCAAAGGUAUAUCUUCUUCUUUUUUUUUUAAAUACAGCUGAACAAUUGUUUUGGAUUGAUAUUGCUUUGUUAUUGGUGCUCUUUGUUGCCUGAGAGAAACAGUCAGUAGCUUAGCUACAGUAUAAUAACGCCAGAUAGACAACACCAGGUAUAAGGUGCCGUGUGUAAAUAUUGACAUUCCAGUGUGUGCUUGACUUUGCCGUCCAUCCAGCCUCUACUGUACCUAGCCUGGUACCAGAUCUGCUUGUGCUGUCUAACCUAGCCUGGUACCAGAUCUGCUUGUGCUGUCUAACCUAGCCUGGUACCAGAUCUGCUUGUGCUGUCUAACCUCGCCUGGUACCAGAUCUGCUUGUGCUGUCUAACCUAGCCUGGUACCAGAUCUGCUUGUGCUGUCUAACCUAGCCUGGUACCAGAUCUGCUUGUGCUGUCUAACCUAGCCUGGUACCAGAUCUGCUUGUGCUGUCUAACCUAGCCUGGUACCAGAUCUGCUUGUGCUGUCUAACCUAGCCUGGUACCAGAUCUGCUUGUGCUGUCUAACCUAGCCUGGUACCAGAUCUGCUUGUGCUGUCUAACCUAGCCUGGUACCAGAUCUGCUUGUGCUGUCUAACCUCGCCUGGUACCAGAUCUGCUUGUGCUGUCUAACCUAGCCUGGUACCAGAUCUGCUUGUGCUGUCUAACCUAGCCUGGUACCAGAUCUGCUUGUGCUGUCUAACCCAACUCUGUGACAACUCUUGAGCAAGCAGCACAAACAGGUCUGAGUCCAGGCCCCGCCCACUUCAUGUGCCAAGAACACAGAUUCAAAGUGUUGGUUUAAAUCUGAAUACCUAUACAUUAGGUCACGUUGAUCCCCACGUCCCCUCUAUGAAAGAAUGUUCAUGUUGAAUUAUAGCAUAUAUAUACUUUUAUCUAUCUGCACUAUAGAGUGUUGACGAGUGUCAGUCUUGUCUCCAAACAGCACAGACAACAGGACCACGACUGUCUGCGCACAUAACAAUACUGUCGAUAAAGUUUAUAUAAAUUAGUUUGCUGGGACAUUACAUUACCACGGUAACAGCUACAACAUGCCUUACAGUACAGUUUUAUAGCUUCUUAGGACAUAAUCCAGUCAACACCGCUUUAUGUCACCUCUGCUUUUGCCAAUGUACACGUGGGGAUACUACGGUACGAUUGAGGCUCUCAGUGUAACGGAUGUGAAACGGCUAACAUAGUUAGCGGUGCGCGCUACUAAAUAGCGUUUCAAUCGGUAACGUCACUUUGCUCUGAGACCUUGAAGUAGUAGGAAAUGUGUUAUAGUCUCACUGAGUGUAAAGGUCAUAAUGUGAUACAGUUAUGUCCUCUUUUCGUGAAUGACACAACAGUAUAUAUGUUUUAUUGUCAAUAGGAAUGGAGUGUCACUGUUAUUAUAAUUAUUAUUAGGAUUAUUCUUAUUACUAAUAAUAAUAUUAGUGGCAGGCCACUGGGUACCAUUGUAUGUCGAUAUACAUAUGAAAUCUGUGCAAGAUAACGAUGAAAUGUUUAUGAGUUUAAAAAAAAUAAAAGGAAGACUACA
Oncorhynchus keta (chum salmon) is the source of this 9232-nucleotide messenger RNA. RefSeq names its product FYVE, RhoGEF and PH domain-containing protein 1-like. The record is from RefSeq and is a predicted model, not a curated record. NCBI's taxonomy places the organism in Eukaryota, Metazoa, Chordata, Actinopteri, Salmoniformes, Salmonidae. Bases 1218 to 4415 code for a protein of 1065 amino acids. Gene Ontology annotation, cellular component: cytoplasm. Gene Ontology annotation, biological process: cytoskeleton organization; filopodium assembly. Gene Ontology annotation, molecular function: metal ion binding; guanyl-nucleotide exchange factor activity. The transcript is spliced from 15 exons.